Molecule: messenger RNA, 798 nt
Organism: Pleurotus ostreatus (oyster mushroom)
Lineage: Eukaryota; Fungi; Basidiomycota; Agaricomycetes; Agaricales; Pleurotaceae
Exons: 2
Coding region: 1-798 (265 amino acids)
Cellular component (GO): RNA polymerase II transcription regulator complex
Molecular function (GO): transcription cis-regulatory region binding; DNA-binding transcription activator activity, RNA polymerase II-specific
Source: RefSeq, a predicted model, not a curated record
AUGCGCUUGCGCGAUGAUCCCGCUCCAAUAAACCCAACAACUCGACCGUCCAGGAAACGUAAAUCGCCGCCGGACGCCAAUGCGGGGGCUCAGAACCCGCCGCCGCCGCCUCCACCGCCACAGCAGCAGCAACAACAACAUCAACAGCAACCGCCACCACAACUACAGCAACAACCCUCAGUUAUGCAUGUCCUUCCCCCUCCCCAUGUCAUGAUGCACCCACCGCACCUGCAAGCGCUGCAUUUUGCGCAAUAUGCACCCACCGACUACACGCCAGGCGGCAUGCCACCGCAAGGGAUCCCGCCUCAGCAACCUGAUCAGCAGCAGCAACAACAGCAACAACACGGCUCCCAAUCGCCCCCACCCUCGGCUAACGGAGGACGCCCGUUGAGCAAUAGUAAACGUGCAGAGCAGAAUAGAAAGGCCCAGCGCGCAUUCAGGGAACGUCGCGACCAACAUGUGAAGGCCCUUGAGAGCAGAUCGCAGCUGCUUGAUGCAGCCCUUGCUUCGGCCGAUGAAGCCAACAGACGAUGGGAGGAAUGUCGCGCGUUGGUGGACCAACUUAGAGUCGAGAAUGCAGCUCUUCGUGCCGCGUUGAGCCAGGCGCAGAUUUUACCACCGGGUAUCAAUCCUUCCUCGCUGCCGAUGAACCCAUCAGGGAACCCAGGUCUUCCCAGCAACGGACCCACCAUGGCCGAAGACUCUUCGAAGACUGAUGCGUCGAACGCGAAUGCAUCACAGAUGAAAGACGGGUCCGAAUCCCAACCUAACGCAGAUGGCACUACCGAACAAGGUUAA